Talaromyces rugulosus is the source of this 1062-nucleotide messenger RNA. RefSeq lists its product as uncharacterized. The coding region runs from base 1 to 1062 and encodes 353 amino acids. Lineage: Eukaryota; Fungi; Ascomycota; Eurotiomycetes; Eurotiales; Trichocomaceae. The record is from RefSeq and is a predicted model, not a curated record. Gene Ontology annotation, molecular function: oxidoreductase activity; zinc ion binding. The transcript has a single exon.
AUGUCUCUACCGAAACUACAGAAAGUUGUCAUCGUCAAGGAUGCUGGGCCAAAUGCAAGCUUCUCUAUCGAAGAGAUCGAACUUCCCACAUACAGUGACGAUGAAGUUCUCGUUCGCCUAUCCUACAGCGGUAUAUGUCACACUGACGUUGCUUUCGCAUAUGGCGAAUGGAAUCAGCUAGGUUUUGGCAUGAUGGGAGGCAACUGCACACCCGGCCACGAGGGUGUUGGCCAUGUCGUUGCUAUCGGUGCCACUGUCAGCAACCUAAAGGUCGGUGACAGAGUAGGUACAAAAUGGCUACGAAGUGUCUGCGGGCACUGUCAUUACUGCAAAGAAGGAAACGACCAUCUUUGUCGUGAGAGGCAGGUUUACGGACUUGCUUGCCCAGGCUCAUUGCAGCAGUACAUUGUUUGCCAGGCAUUCACCACGCCUAAAAUUCCAGACAGCCUUUCGAUCGACAAGUCAGGGCCUCUUCUUUGUGCCGGGGUUACCAUAUUUCGUGGGAUCAAGAUGACUAAAGCUUCAUCAGGAGACUGGAUUGUUAUUUCCGGUGCUGGUGGCGGCCUGGGUCAUUUGGGAAUCCAGUUCGCAAACAAAAUGGGCAUCAAAGUCAUUGGCAUCGACUCGGGUGACAAAAAGGAGUUUUGUUUGUCCUUGGGUGCUGAUCAUUUCAUUGACUUUCGUACUUCGGCCAAUGCACCAGAUGAAGUUCACAAAAUCACAGGUGGUGGGGCAAAGGGAGUGCUUGUGCCAACCAGUAGUCGUUCAUCUUACGAACAGGCGGUUAAGAUGUUAGGACCCGCAGGAACUCUCGUCUGUAUUGGCCUUCCACCGGAUUCCUGCUAUUUGCCUCUUGAAUUGAUUGACAUAAUCACUGGCGGGUACACCAUAACAGGUGUGAAUGCAAGCAGCCUGAAAGAUAUCCAAGAUACUUUGGACUUUGCAGCACUCCAUGACAUAACGCCUAAAACCCAAUUAUUUCCGAUGGAGAGGACAGGAGAGGCUUUUGAAAUGUUGAAAGAUGGGCAGGCCAAAGGGAGAGUUGUUCUGGAUCUUCAGUAG